AUGAGCGACUUCCACCACCUCCAAGGCUCAAGCAAAGAGUGGCUCGCAAUACAAGACACCCUCCCUGCCACCGUUCCCAACCCUUCCAACCUCGAGGACAUCCUCGCCCUCCGCGAUGCCACCAACACCACACGCGAGCAGGCGGCGGCGACACUCAUGCAGCAACUCGGACCCUUAGUAUCCACCCAAAACCACUCCAUCCCCACCCGCGACAACAAACUCCUGCAAGCCCGCACAUACAAGUCCCCAUCCCUCCCCAGCUCCACCACCUCCCCCCUCUACCUCCACCUCCACGGCGGCGGCUUCCUCUUCGGCACCCUGUCCUCCGAAGACGCGGCCUGCGCGCAUGUCGCUCUCGACGCACAAGUCACAGUCCUGAAUGUCUGCUACCGCCACACGCCCGAGCACCGCUACCCCACCGCCUGGAACGACGUUGCGGACGCCCUGCAGUGGGUCGAAGCGAACCUCGACGUCCUGGGCAUAGACCCCCAGCGCGUCGUCGUAGGCGGCACGUCCGCUGGCGCAUGGCUCACUGCCUCCACUCUGCUCACACGCGCGUCGUACCCCGGCGCACUCCGCAUCGUCGGGCAAGUUCUGAUGAUCCCCUGCCUCGUGUUUCACGAGUGCAUCGGUCCGCAGCUCGCGAGACUCAAGGACCCCGGUGCAUCCUCCUACGUCCAGAACCGCGACGCGCCUAUCCUUCCCGAGUCACGGAUGCGAUUGUUCUCCGACCUGCUAGAGGUGCGAGACCCGCAGGAGAGCGAUCUGCGUCUCAAUCCUGGCAACGCCGAGGUGGAGGAUGUCAAGCACCUUCCCCCGACAGUCUUCGGCAUCGCUGGGCUGGACUUUCUGAGAGACGAAGGACUGUUGUAUGCUAAAUUGCUUCAUGAGGCUGGUAUCCCGACCAACGUCCACGUCUUCGCAGGCGUGCCACACGGGUUUCGACGGUUUGGAGACAGAUUACCGGAAUCCGCUCGAUGGGAUCAGGUGAUUGUGGACGGUAUUCGAUGGGCGCUGUCGCGGCCCACGCACUCGGAAGCGUUUUCGAUCGAUACUGGACGUUGA
Messenger RNA from Saxophila tyrrhenica, 1065 nucleotides. RefSeq lists its product as uncharacterized. Bases 1 to 1065 code for a protein of 354 amino acids. The record is from RefSeq and is a predicted model, not a curated record. The transcript has 2 exons. Gene Ontology annotation, molecular function: hydrolase activity. NCBI's taxonomy places the organism in Eukaryota, Fungi, Ascomycota, Dothideomycetes, Mycosphaerellales, Extremaceae.